UGGCUUAGCAAGUUGUGUUAGCAAAUAUGCAGAUGAUUUGAAGUAUAGGUGCCAUAUGAAUGUACGUUUUGCUCUUCUUACUUUGCUUUCGUACCUUGCAUAUUCCACGGAAAAUCACCAAACCUUUAAGAAGACUAAAAAGGUCUAUGCAAGUGACGCUAUCCAUUGAAUUUAUCAACGAUCGAAUUAUUAAGGAAAACUUUAACAAUAAAUUCAUAACAUCUUAAUGUAGAUGAACAUUGAGCAAAUAUGCAGAUGAUUAACAUUGUAAGUGCCAUAAUAAUUCAUACAUAUCUUAAGGCUGGUACAGAGAAACUCAAAGAGAAUGUUUUACUUUAUCUUUCACACAGAACCACCAAAGCGGAAGAAGAAGAAGAAUGAUAGGAAGAAGAAUAAGAACUGAUCGAACUACUCCAGUGAUUGCACUUACUGCGAAGAAAUCUUAUUAUGAUAAAUGAACUUAUAAAAAAAUUCAAAUCAAUCAAUUUAUGAGGAAUGUUAAAAAGAGAGCAGAUGAUGUCGAUAUCGACACAUAGACGGAGUUUAUGCUAAACAAUGAGAAAAAAGAAGAAAGAAAAAACGCCAAAUUAUAAAAAAGCCAACUUAAAAAACUGCUCUUUUUUACAGGCUUCGCCUGAUAAACAAUGAUCUGCUUAUAUCCCAGUGGAUUGGACCCGAUAUGAAAAACGCGAAUCAAUAUAUCGUCCAUAUAGAUCAGACAACGUUAGGACUGCCAACCAGGGAAUAUUUUACCGAUCCCAAAAAUAUUAAAUACGUCAGUGCGUAUAGGACCUUAAUUAUGGGUACUGUUCAGUUACUAGGAGCUGAACUAGUAGACAUAGAAAAUGACGUGAACGAUCUGAUAGACUUCGAAACGAAAUUGGCAGAUAUCAUGGCAACAACCGAAGAACGAAGAAACGUUAGCGACAUUUACCUUAAGACCGACCUGUCGUCCAUGACCUUGUUUUUUCCACAAUACGAGUGGAAAACCUAUUUUGAUAUUAUUUUAGGUCCCAAAGUAAGUCUUCGCACUCCCGUUGCAGUUUAUUGUGUGAAGUACCUUUUGGACCUGGUGCCACUGCUAAGCACCACAAGCCAUCGCACCAUCCAAAAUUAUUUGAUAUGGCGUUUGGUUCGUCAUCGCCUUAAUAAUUUAGAUUCCAGAUUUCUCGAAAUUAAACAGAGAUUUAAUUUCGUGUUAUUCGGAAGGGAAAAGCAGCCGCAAAGAUGGCAGUUUUGCGUUAGUCAAGUGAACACUCACAUGGGCAUGGCCAUUGGGUCGCUUUUUGUACAAAGAUACUUUGAUGAGUCCAGUAAAGACGACACAAUUAAAAUGACCCAGGAUUUAAUGGCAUCUUUCAAAGACAUAUUGAAAGACAGCACGUGGCUGGACCCUCAUACCAAAGAAUAUGCCCGAAUGAAAAUCGAUAAAAUGGACUUAAAAAUUGGAUUUCCUGAUUUUGCUUUAAAUAAAACUGAGCUUGCGGCAAGAUACUACGACGUGAACAUCCAAGAAGAGACGUUUUUCGAAAACGUCUUGAGCAUUUUAAGGCAUCUGAGUCGAGCUGAGCAAAAGAGGUUGGGAUCAGAAGUGAACAGAACCCUAUGGAGCACCUCACCGGCUGUAGUCAAUGCCUACUACAGUAGAAAUAAAAAUCAAAUUAUGUUUCCCGCCGGUAUUCUGCAGCCGCCCUUUUAUCAUAAGCAUUUUCCAAAAGCGUUAAAUUUCGGAGGUAUAGGGGUCGUGAUUGGGCAUGAAAUAACUCAUGGAUUUGACGAUAAAGGACGAUUAUUCGAUGCCCAAGGAAAUCUUAUGAUGUGGUGGAGGGAAACGUCAAUUAGGAAUUUUUAUGACAAAGCUCAAUGCAUGAUAGAUCAGUACAGCCAGUACAUGUUACCACAAAUAAAAGCUCCCAUCGACGGUUACAUGACCCAAGGUGAAAAUAUCGCAGACAAUGGUGGAAUAAAAGAGUCAUUCAGAGCAUACAAGACUUGGCUAAAAAACAACCCUAAAGCCGAUGAAACCCUGCCAGGUAUGAACUUAACGGGAAAACAGUUAUUCUUCCUGAAUUUCGCGCAAGUGUGGUGCGGACAACAGAAAGUCGAAGAAGCCAAGAACCGAAUGAAAACGUCGGUGCAUUCCCCCGGGAUUUUUCGUAUUAUUGGGGUGCUGAGCAACUCUAAGGAUUUUUCGAGGGAGUUCAAUUGCCCCAAGAAUAGCCCGAUGAACCCGGAUAAAAAGUGUACGAUAUGGUAGUUUCGCGUUUAAAAUUAAACCAUUUUUCGAGCAAUAAUUGAACUAAAAGACAUAGCGAAUUUAUUAUAUAAUAUUUAAUUUAUUAUAAGGUAUUUCAAAAUUAAGAAA
Messenger RNA from Anthonomus grandis grandis, 2365 nucleotides. RefSeq names its product neprilysin-4-like. The record is from RefSeq and is a predicted model, not a curated record. Bases 680 to 2257 code for a protein of 525 amino acids. Gene Ontology annotation, molecular function: metalloendopeptidase activity. Gene Ontology annotation, biological process: protein processing. Gene Ontology annotation, cellular component: plasma membrane. Lineage: Eukaryota; Metazoa; Arthropoda; Insecta; Coleoptera; Curculionidae. The transcript has 10 exons.